CACGCAUUAUGUUAGUUCGCUCCGAACGAGUUCUUACUAUGUUACUGUCUGAUUUCUUCACUCUCUCUUUCUUUCACAAACGCAUCUUCAAAACCCAAACCAUUACGUUAAUCCUUUUCUCUAUUAGACCCAGUUAAUGGGUAAGGCAUCCAAAUGGUUUCGCGCCAUUCUUGCUCUCAAAAGACCAGACUCGCCGUCCGCCACCGCUCCCAAACCGCCCAAGGACAAACGACGGUGGAGCUUCGUCAAAUCCUACAGAGAAAAGGACCAUUCCACCGUCGACCACUCCUCGGUACACGCGGAAAGCGCUGAUCCCAACCUUCCAGCACUCACCGCCGUCACCGUCCUCGGAGGCGUUACUCGAGAAGAAUGGGCAGCCGUUAAGAUUCAAGCCGCGUUUCGAGGCUCUUUGGCAAGGAAAGCCCUUAGAGCGUUAAAAGGAUUGGUGAAGCUACAGGCAUUAGUGAGAGGUGAGAUAGAAAGAAAGCGAACGUCAGAAUGGCUGCAAAGAGUACAAACACUCUUACGUAUCCAGGCCCAGGCCCAGGCCCAGUUCCGUGUUGGGCGGGCCCAAACUUUUCACUCCCCUUAUUUGAAUGCAAACUCAUCCACUGCCCACCUACAUGGUUCACCAGACAAAUCUGAAAGCCCCAUCAGCUCCGAGAGCAUGAAAUAUGAUCACUCACCUUCAUUACUCAAGAGAAACAGCUCAAAGUCCCGCAUGCAUAUCAAUGUUAACGAAGACAAAUCAUGGCAUGAACGAAGAUGGUGGUCAAGAGCUUGUAGCCUGGACGAAGAAGGAUGUGUGAGGAUUCUAGAAAAUGAUUCUGUAAAAGCACACGUGCCAUCAAAGGGUAGAAGCCAUGGUUUGGUUAGUGAAGUUCAGUCUUACAGCCCUCGAAAAUGGAACGAGGUUGAGGACAACUCAUCGUGUGGUGCUGACAAUAGUCCUCGUACUUUGUCCUCUUCUUCUAAAAAUGGUGGCUCCAAAAGAAGCCCUUUUACUCCUACCAAGAGCCAUCUGAGUGGUUGUUCUGAACCUGAUUAUCCGAGUUACAUGGCAUACACUGAAUCAUCAAUGGCAAAGGUAAGAUCUGUGAGUGCUCCAAAGCAGAGGCCCACCCAAUACAUGAGGUCAAGUUCAUCUUCUAACAGCUACUCGCUUCAUGAUAAUGGAUUUCAAUUUGGUGACUCAAAGUUGGCCACUCAAAGGGUAGCAUCAUCAUCACACGCAAACUUCACUAACAAGGCUUACCCUGCUUCUGGUCGUUUGGACAAGCCUGGGUUAUCUGUGCCGUAUUAUAAAUACUGACAUACGUAAAUAUGUGUUGUGUUGGAAUGGAUUUUCAAUGUAAUGUUUUUAUCUGUGUAAUGUUCCUGUGCUGAUCUUUACAAUUUCGUCACCUAUUUGGGCUUUCUUUUAAGAUAAUGUACCUAGACUACAACUUCACACAUUUACUGAAUUACGUUUUGAACA
This is a messenger RNA of Vigna angularis (adzuki bean), 1477 nucleotides long. RefSeq names its product protein IQ-DOMAIN 22. The record is from RefSeq and is a predicted model, not a curated record. Gene Ontology annotation, molecular function: protein binding. The transcript is spliced from 4 exons. Bases 137 to 1312 code for a protein of 391 amino acids. NCBI's taxonomy places the organism in Eukaryota, Viridiplantae, Streptophyta, Magnoliopsida, Fabales, Fabaceae.